This is a messenger RNA of Fusarium verticillioides 7600, 741 nucleotides long. RefSeq lists its product as hypothetical. The record is from RefSeq and is a predicted model, not a curated record. Lineage: Eukaryota; Fungi; Ascomycota; Sordariomycetes; Hypocreales; Nectriaceae. The coding region runs from base 1 to 741 and encodes 246 amino acids. The transcript is spliced from 4 exons.
AUGCAUCGUUUGAAGGAACAUCUAUUUCGGUGCCAUUUCCUAGGUUGUGAUAAGCGGACUCGGUGCGGCAGGUGCAAAUUGAUCUUCCCAGAAAGCGAAAUUCAGGAUCACUUGAUUUUGGAGGUGGCUUGUGAGCCCACGAGAGUUGCUGUCAACUAUGAGGAUGGUUUCGACACGAAUCAAAGCGACGCGUUGAAGUCUCUCAAGCCUAAGCAGUUCGAGACACCAGUCCAUCAGUGGCAGAAGACCUUUAACACAGUAUUUCCCGACUGGACAGCCGACUUGCCCAGCCCUUGUAAGCAGUUCUACCACGAGACAUCUGAAACCGAGUGUCGCAUCAGAGUUGCUCAGACACUACGUAGCGAAGAGUUCAGGCAGGAAGUCUGGAGGAAUCCUAGCGAUAUGGGCAGGGAGGUUUUCGAGGGAUUGGCCAACAUUCUCGAUCCCUCGCCAAGCACAGCGACGAGACCUGACAGCCAGUCAUUAAGCAUGCCCAACGAACUACCUAUGCGUCCUGCAAUAACACAGGAGAAUGAGCAAAUAGCAUUGAACCCUCCCUUGCGAAUAUCUUGCCGACUGAUCCACAGAGGGGGACUGCUGCUCCAGAAGCCCUGCCCGGGGUACCUGUGCUUGAUACACCAGCUCAGCGAUAUCGUCAAAUUCCCCCUGGCACUGGUUCAAUCAACAGCUUUGGUCCAGGCCAGGAAUCGAUGUAUGGAGAUGGCAAUGAUGCUUCCAUAA